Messenger RNA from Penicillium mononematosum, 1338 nucleotides. Its product is annotated as Zn(II)2Cys6 transcription factor domain-containing protein. The transcript is spliced from 3 exons. Gene Ontology annotation, molecular function: DNA-binding transcription activator activity, RNA polymerase II-specific; zinc ion binding. NCBI's taxonomy places the organism in Eukaryota, Fungi, Ascomycota, Eurotiomycetes, Eurotiales, Aspergillaceae. Bases 1 to 1338 code for a protein of 445 amino acids. Gene Ontology annotation, biological process: regulation of transcription by RNA polymerase II. The record is from RefSeq and is a predicted model, not a curated record.
AUGGGCCCAAGAAGAUCACAUCGGAAGUCGCGCAAUGGCUGCCCACAAUGCAAGGCACGAAAACUAAAAUGCGAUGAGCAAUACCCAUGUACAAACUGCACCAAACAUGCAAUUCAAUGCUCAUUUGUUGAGCGUGGCGUAUCAACUCCGACUGGAACUUCAUAUACUCGGUCAGAGUCAUUGGCGCCGCCUUACAUGCCGUCGCCAUUGAACAUAGAGUCAUAUCCGGCAACUCCCCCCGGGAACUCGAGAGCUCUGGGUCACGAUCAGCCUAAUGCAGAGAGUAGAUCUGGUCUACUGCAAUUUUUGGCUGACUCGCCAGGUGAAAUUCCAGCUUUGAAUACGGAUGACUGGGCAUCGGAUCUUGAACUCAUGCACCAUUACUGCACGGUGACAUGCAACGCUCUGACAAUUCGCGAAGACUCACGGCAUAUCUGGCGCGUUGUUGUCCCAGUGGAGGGAUAUUCCAAUAAAUAUCUGAUGCACGGGAUACUUGCUAUUUCUGCCCUACAUCGUGCCUAUCUCUUCCCAACCCAGAAGGAGAAGAACAUUAAGGCAUCCUCCUACCACCAAGCAGCUGCACUAAAAGAGUUUCGAGAGCUCAUUUCCUCGCCAAUCGACCCUAGCAACUGGCAGCCUGUUUUCUGCUUUGCUUCUAUGAUUACGCUAUAUAUCUGUGCCACGCGGAUCAGACUGGGUGAGGACCGUUGGCCAGCUCCGAUAUCGAAUAUGGUGGAGCUCUUUUCCGCCGUCACUGGAUUGCAAACUAUCAUGGAGCCGUGGCUACCCUCUCUUAGAAGAACCCAGCUCGCACCCAUUGUCAACUGUGUCUGGAUUGAAGAUGAAACGCUCAUUCCAAGCCCAGGGACCAUGCAGCAAUCACUGCUCCCCCCGGACAUCCAUGUUCGGAUAUCACAACUCCAUCAGUUUAUUGAUGAUUACCCAUUUCCUCAGAUCCAACAACCACAGUCCCACCAGAACUUGAGCGUGUCGGAUCAAUCACCGCGUCCUCACGAUUACCGAGCAGACUACAAGAAGUCACUGAAGUUCUUUGAGCACUCGACUCGGCAGAUAGAGCUCGCAGGACCCCACGUGGAGACUGGCAUGGUCUUACUGUGGGCAUACUCACUUUCCAAACGAUUCCGAGAUGAUAUGGAAGCAUGCCAUCCUGCAGCUCUGGUCCUGCUUGGUCAUUGGUGUGUGCUGCUGCAUACUGUUAACGAUUCUUGGCUCCUCAAAGGCACUUCAAUUCAAUUGCUAGAGGAAAUUGAGGUCAGGAUCCACCUCAGCUUCAGGGAGUGGCUGGUAUGGCCGAGGAGAUGGGUCUUUGGGAAAUGA